Diplodia corticola is the source of this 1656-nucleotide messenger RNA. RefSeq lists its product as uncharacterized. Lineage: Eukaryota; Fungi; Ascomycota; Dothideomycetes; Botryosphaeriales; Botryosphaeriaceae. Bases 1 to 1656 code for a protein of 551 amino acids. The record is from RefSeq and is a predicted model, not a curated record. The transcript has a single exon.
AUGCGAGCUCCACGAGCCCUAGCCGCCGCCGGAGCAGCCUUUUUCACCCCCGUCCUCGCCACUCCCGGAGCCUUCGACGUCGACUUCGACGCAAACCCGGCCCCUGUCGCUGAGCACGCCCUCCGCAACAAGGCCUACCUGCCCGCCCAGAUCUGCGCCAUCAUCGGCGCCUACAUCUUCUGCGUGCUUGUCGUCGGCACCGCCCUGCUCACCUACGGACGCAAGAUGCGCCGCGCCGUCACCGACCAGCGCGUCGACGUCGUCAAGGCGAACGGCACCAAUGGCUUCGAGAUGACGCCCGUCUCGCCGCUGCGAGGCUGGCGCUCGCCCCUCAGCCCCAGCAAGCUCAAGCACGCCUUCAAGAAGAGCCAGACGAGCAUUGCCGAGCGUCAGCAGCAGAGCGUGCCCACCAGUCCCAUCAGCCCUAGCUGCCAGAGCAUGACAUCCUUCGACCAGAACUUCCUGAAGAACCAGCAGGAGGAGCGCCAGAAAGAGAUGGAGAGACUGUACGCCGCCGUCAUGGAGCACGACGAGGAAAGGAACAACAAGAAGGCACCCAACUCAUCCGCCGAGGAGAUCCAGGAAUUCCCCGAGGACGAGGAAGAGCGCCACCGUCCUGUGCAGCAGAAAGCCCGUCCGCCCAUGAUCAAUACCUCUUCCUCCCUCCGCGUACCCAGCGGCCAAAAUCCCGCGAGUCCCAUCUCACCAGCCAGCCCUCGCAGCCCCAUGCGCGCCAUCUACCCUCCGGAAAGCCCAAUGGCCGCUACUCGCCGCCAGAACUACACCAGCCCACCGCCGUCAUCGCCCCGCGGCCAUUUCGCAAAGAAGGACCGCACGGCAUCGGUUAGCUCCGCUGGUAGCAAGACUCGCCGCAGCAUCCGCAAUCUUCGCAUCAGCGGGCCCAUCGCAAAGUAUCCAGGACACCAUGGCGGCGAGGACGAGGAAGCCCGCACUCCGCUGUCCCCGCGCUUCUACAACCCCGGCCCGCCACCAUCCCCGCCCUCAGCCACUCCCACGCCAACCACUCCCGGCACCGCAGAGUCUCUCGGACCCUUCCGCUACGAGGACCUCGGCCACCCGCAGCCGCUUCCGCGCCCUUACCCCCAGCGCAGCGAGAGCGGACGCAUGCUCGAUGCUCGCUCUAUGCACAGCACGCACUCGCCGCGCCCUAGCAACGGCAGCAACACCAUCGACAUCGCCAUGCGCGCCAGCGACAUGCAGCAGCAGCAGCACCAGCAGCCCUCGGGUCCUCCCCCGGCCAUCCGCACGCAGGACCUGCCGCCUCCCCCUCGCUUCGCACCGCACCACGCCUCGGCCCGCUCCGCCACCUCGUCGACGUCGGAGCUGCCCCUGCGCAGCAUGACGCCCGGCUCCGCACAGCUGCCCUCCACCAAGACGACCGUCAUCGAGGCGCGCAACCGCACGCGCGACGUGCUGUCGCCGUCGCAGCGCGGCCUGCGCACCCCGGCGACGGGCGUGCCCAUGACGCCGUACAGCCCGUACAUGCCGUUCACGCCCAUCACGCCCGUGACGCCGCACCUGGUGACGCGCAAGGAGCGCAAGCAGCGCCAGCGCGACGAGCGCAAGAUGGGCCUGCGCAGCCCGCUGCAGGAGGGCGACGAGGUCGGCGAUGUCGAUUGGGGUGAUGCGUAUUAA